AUGUUGAGAAACAUUAGUUGCAGAUUUUUGAAGGCUCCACAUGCUACCAGCGUUACCUUCUCAAGAGCUGCUUCUCUUUCGAGCAUGUCAGCUCGAAGAACAGCAGUUUUUGGUAAUGCAAGAUCAUUGAUCAAUACUCGUUGUUACUCUGAGCAAUCUGGAGCUAAGGGUGACUCUGCAAAGAACCAGUCAUCUUCUUCCCCACCACCACAACCAUCCAACUCCGGUAAAGGUAGGCUAUUGGUUGUCCUGGGUCUUUUAGCAAUUGGUUCUACUAUUGCUUCUAUCAAUUACCAAAAGAAUGAUCCAGCUGAAUUUUUAGAGGAAAAGUCAUUUCAAGCCCCUGAAGAACAACCACUAUUUUCUGAUGAUCAGAUUUCUGUCAUCUUUGUUCUUGGUGGUCCCGGUAGUGGUAAAGGAACCCAAUGUGCUAAAUUGGUGCAGAAUCAUCAAUUCGUUCACUUGUCUGCAGGUGAUUUAUUGAGAGCUGAACAGGCAAGAGAAGGUUCUCAAUAUGGUGCCUUAAUCAAAAAAUAUAUUACUGAGGGUCUAAUUGUUCCACAAGAAAUUACAGUUCAACUGCUAAAGCAAGCAAUUGAAUCUAAGUACAAGGAAGGUAAGACAAGAUUUUUGGUUGAUGGUUUCCCCAGAAAGAUGGAUCAAGCCAUCACUUUUGAAAAAGUGGUUGCCCCCAGUAAGUUUACACUCUUCUUUGAAUGUCCAGAACAAGUGAUGUUACAAAGAUUGUUAGAGCGUGGUAAGACCAGUGGUAGAGAUGACGAUAACAUUGAGUCUAUCAAGAAAAGAUUCAAGACAUUUAUAGACACCAGUAUGCCCGUUGUGGAACAUUUUGCAAAGCAAUCUAAAGUGGUCAGAGUUCGCUGUGAUGAACCUGUAGACGCAGUCUAUGGUCAUGUGGAAACCGCCAUCAAAGAUAAGAUUUAA
Molecule: messenger RNA, 945 nt
Organism: Zygosaccharomyces rouxii
Lineage: Eukaryota; Fungi; Ascomycota; Saccharomycetes; Saccharomycetales; Saccharomycetaceae
Exons: 1
Coding region: 1-945 (314 amino acids)
Biological process (GO): CDP biosynthetic process; 'de novo' pyrimidine nucleobase biosynthetic process; UDP biosynthetic process
Cellular component (GO): nucleus; cytoplasm
Molecular function (GO): UMP kinase activity; ATP binding
Source: RefSeq, a predicted model, not a curated record